UUGAUCUUUCCUCCAAUGAUAUUAACUCUGCCAUGCCUCUUUGGUUGUUCAAGUUGAGUGGCCUUGAGUAUCUUAAUCUUCAAUAUAAUAAUUUUCAAGACCUUAUCCCUUCUGAUAUUGGGAAACUUACUUCUCUUAGGGUCCUUGAUCUCUAGGGAACUAAAUAUUUCUCUGGUGAUCUAAAUAGAUUGGGAGAAAUAUUUUCCGGGAGUUUAGAGGAGUUGUAUUGGAGUGAUGCAUCACUCAGUGGGCCAUUGCCAAGUUGGUUGGGGAACCUUAAGUCUCUUAAGGCUCUUGACCUUUCCCUACAACUCAGUUUAUGGCUCAUUUCUUCAGCUCCGAUUACCAUCUUUGCAGGCCUUGUAUCUUUCUUCCACUAAUUUCAAUGGAACUAUUCCAUACUAUCUGGGACAAUUAUUUCCAGAGCUGGACAUGUUGGACCUUUCUUAUAAUAAUAUAGCAGUGAGACCUGAUUGGGUUCCUCCACCUAAACUAAAAUAUUUGCAUAUGAACGAUUGCAAAGUGGGCCCAAGAUUUCCAUCAUGGCUUCAGAAUUUGAAAAAUUUGUCUUCACUUGGAAUGUCAAAUGCAAGUAUUGGUGAUGUGCUACCACUAUGGUUUUGGAACUUCUCUUUGGAUAUUGUAGACAUAGAUUUAUCACACAACGAAAUCAAAGGCAAGCUACCAGCAUGUUCAUUAAAAUUAACCAAUCUUAAAAGUUUGGAUUUAAGUCAUAAUUAUUUGGAAGGACAGUUGCCACAAUUUUCAUCAUAUUUAGUAGAUUUGGAUCCGGCGCAUGGCUCAUUCUCAAGGUCCACUUUCUCUAAUACAAGCAUUAUAGUGCCAAAUUUGUGGGAGUUGUAUAUUUCUUCAAACAAAAUAACAGGAAGUAUCCCUAGCUCAUUAUGUGAACUAAAUUAUUUGCAAGUCCUUGACCUCUCAAAGAAUAUGAUUGAAGGAGUAAUUCCUAAUUGCUGGAAUUCUUUAAUAAUAAUGGAUUUGUCUUAUAACAAUCUACAUGGAAUAAUUCCCGCAUCUAUCUGCUCCACAUUUUUGUGGGUUUUGCAUUUGAGCAAUAAUGAAUUUUUUGGAGAGUUCCCAUUAUCGUUUCAAAAUUGUACAUCAUUGAGAAGUUUAGAUCUUGAACAUAAUAAAAUUAGUGGAAGCAUACCAGCAUGGCUUGGAGAAAAUUUGCGGAGGCUAGAGAUACUUGAGCUUCGAUUUAAUAUGCUCACUGGAACUAUUCCUCCACAAUUGGAAAACCUCACAUAUCUUCAUCUUAUUGAUGUUUCAAAUAACCAUCUAUCAGGUGCCAUACCACAUAGUUUUGGCAACUUCACUGCCAUGAAAACUAAUAAUCUUGGAAGAGUUUGGUCAGGCAUAGAGUAUUAUGUGAACAAUAUUGAGAUAAAUAUGAAAGGAAGAGAAUUUCAGUUGGAAGGGAGAAUACCAUCAUUAUUUAUUUGCAUUGACCUCUCAAAUAAUAUGUUAUCAGGAGAGAUACCAGAAGAACUAGCGCACCUUUCAUUUCUGCAGAGCUUGAAUUUAUCCAGAAAUCAAUUAUUAGGACAACUUUCUGAAAAAAUGGGAGAGCUCAGGUGGUUGGAAGUUCUUGAUUUAUCAGUGAAUAAUCUUUCAGGUGUUAUUCCUCCAACAAUGAUCAACUUAACAUCAUUGAAUCAUCUGAAUUUAUCGUACAACAAUUUCUAUGGUGAAAUUCCAUACGGUGGUCAAUUCCAAGUACUUCUAGAUCCAUCUAUUUAUUUUGGCAACCAAGGCCUAUGUGGUGUUCCAUUAAAUACAAAGUGUGAGAUUGAAGCACCAGCGCAACCACCAGGGUUGCCAAACAAUGAAGAUGACAACAACUUGGAGGCCAUAUGGUUUUAUUUGAGCAUGUCUCUGGGAUUCAUAUUUGGGUUUUGGGCAAUUUUUGGUGCAUUGAUUCUGAAAAAAAAAGUGGAGGUAUGCUUAUUUUCGAUUUGUUGAUCAUAUUUAUGAUAAGAUUUAUGUUAUUGUUGCUGUAAAUGUAAAAAAAAUGAAGAGAAAAUGUUGCCUUGCUAGUGAAUAGUGUUACCUUUUCUUCUUGAAGGCCAAAAUAAAAGAUUACAAUCCAUAUAAAUAUAACAAGAUCAGGUAAUUAGUGGUAUAACGUUACCUAGAGUCUAACAUUUUACUGCCUACUUGUAUUAAUUAUAUGCAUAAACUGUCAUGAGAACUCUUUUGAGAAUGUAAUUUUAAUUUGUUAUGAAAUGUUAUCCAGUGUAUUUAUUUUAUCUCUUAUGUUAAUGUUAGUACUAAUAGAGCAUAUUAUAUAUAAGUCGAACACAUCAAUGUGCUUGAUCUUCCUGUGUUAGUGAAAGUUUUCAGUGAGUAUAUAUAUACUUGACAAAGCUUCUCAAAAGACAAAGCUUCAGCAGAAGUAAUCCUGGUUCUUCAAUUCUUCAACUAGUUUCUAUGUUUUCUGCAAGCUCGCCUUAAUUUCUCUUGAACUCCUCAUCAUCAAAAAUACUUGAGAUAUGCCCCAUGUGGUUCUAUAAAUUACCUAUUACAAGACAAUGGCAAUUUGAGGGAGCAAGCAAUUUUCUGCAAUAUAUAUGAUCUGCAUGCCAACAAUAUAUACAGUAAAAAGGUAUGGGUCUAUCUUCUGUUUAAUUAAUUCUUGUUAUUAAUGUUAUUGAUUACUCUGCCAUCUAAUUAAUUAUAGUGUUCCUUUACAUGGCCAAGUUAAUUAUAAUAAUUCUUCUUUCUCAUGCAUUGGCAUACAACCAUACAUAAACCAUGAUUUUACAAGGGAGAUACAUCUAUAUAUCUAUUGUUCUGGCUCUUAAUUAAUAUACUUCAAAGCAUGCACAUAGAGCUUGCCUCCAUUGUUGUUGUGGUAUUCUCAUACUCCUCCUGGGAGUGAAGCACUAAUUUUCCAAGUGUUAUAAGAGGUUUGUUAAUUAGGAUAAUUUUUGUUAUCUGUGCUUUAAAUAUUUACUAGGAUUUUUUUUUUUUUUGACGAGAUGAUUAAUUGAUGGUUAACAAGCAAGAUUUAUGCAUUUUGAUUUCGUCAUUUUUUUUUAAGGAAAUCAACCCACUGAGCUCUGAUUUAACGCCAACGGUGAGCUCCUCAUGUUGGCUAAAUUGUAAAUAAUUUUUAAGAGCAAAGUUCUAACUUCUUAUAAUUAUCAUUGAUAAUGAGCGUAUUUUUGCAAAAUUACAAAACUCAAUAUCCAAAUCCAUGCUACUUUUGCGAGAACACCCUCAUUUUUAUUAUUAAUUAGUUGGGUUUGUUUCCAUAAAAUUGUAAAACUUUCUGUCCGUUCUACAGAAAUCCCAAUAAUAUUUGAGGAUUUAUAUGAUAAUAAUGUCAGAAAGUCACAAUUAAUUUGGUAAUAUUUGACUUUGACUGACGGUGUAUACACCCAAAUUUGUGGUUUUUUUUGUUUUUUUAUGCGAUGUUGAGAUUGAGUGAGUGAGAGUAAGAAUGGCGAAGUUGAAGGUCUACGCCGAUCGAGUGUUGCAGCUAUCGUGAGCGAUCCUCAUUUUUUGCAAAUUGAAUGGGAUUGAUUUUGAGGAGGUGAGGGUGGAUCUCUCCAAGGGUCAACAUCGAAAUCCUCAAUUCCAAGAAAUAAAUCCAAUGAGGCAAGUUCUUUGAGAGGUAAUCCAUAUUUUCUUCAAUCCAAUGAGAACCCACAUUUUCGCUGAUCGGCGGAGACGUCCGUCUCACGUUCGAUCCCGAUGGGCGGCUGGUGUACGUGCCAGUCUCCUUCCUUCAACCCCAAGCGGAGUCAGAGGAGGAGAUGGAGGUUCCUUGGCCCUUUGACCUCGAGAAGGAAGAUGAUGGGGCGUUGUUGGCAUUCUUUGACCCGAUGUUAGGUGACACGGGGGAGAUGCCGGCCUUGGCGAUGAAUUGUCCUCACUUUGGGCUGGGAGCGG
Molecule: messenger RNA, 3921 nt
Organism: Dioscorea cayenensis subsp. rotundata (Guinea yam)
Lineage: Eukaryota; Viridiplantae; Streptophyta; Magnoliopsida; Dioscoreales; Dioscoreaceae
Product: receptor-like protein EIX1
Exons: 3
Coding region: 235-1986 (583 amino acids)
Molecular function (GO): protein binding
Source: RefSeq, a predicted model, not a curated record